This is a messenger RNA of Malassezia restricta, 2592 nucleotides long. Its product is annotated as phosphoribosyl-ATP pyrophosphohydrolase/phosphoribosyl-AMP cyclohydrolase/histidinol dehydrogenase. The transcript has a single exon. Gene Ontology annotation, molecular function: phosphoribosyl-AMP cyclohydrolase activity; phosphoribosyl-ATP diphosphatase activity; NAD binding. Gene Ontology annotation, biological process: L-histidine biosynthetic process. The record is from RefSeq and is a predicted model, not a curated record. The coding region runs from base 1 to 2592 and encodes 863 amino acids. NCBI's taxonomy places the organism in Eukaryota, Fungi, Basidiomycota, Malasseziomycetes, Malasseziales, Malasseziaceae. Gene Ontology annotation, cellular component: cytoplasm.
AUGCUGCAGCAAUCGACACCUUUUGUUCCGGCUUGGGAUAGUGCAGAUACAAACGUUGAAGCCUGGUCGGUGAAGGACGAGCUGGCUUCAGCUAUUCAGUGCACGGCGCCAUUGCUGGUGCCAUGGGGUGCACAAGUGCCUGCCAAGCUCCGCCCCAUCGUAGAAUGUGACGUGUCGACGUCGUAUGACGAGGCUGUGGACGUGCUGAACGGUGGUGCAGAAGCCAUUGCAGUGCGUCCAGACUCGGCACUGAUGGAGGCGCUUGGUGCGGACGUCGUUAGCGAGCGUGUGCUCGUUGUGCUGCGUGACGGCGAAGAGUUGAGCGCUGAGGUGCCACCAGCAGGUCUUCUCGUGGAAGGCGAGCGUAUUCCUUCUUCCGAGUCGCUUAAGCGCUAUGUCGAUCGCAUGAAUACCAGUGUGAGUGGCCGAGGCGUGUACGUGCGAGCGCCUGUGGCGUCUUUGGACGACGUUCGCGCCAUCGCUGCGCACGGCGCCACUGCUAUUAUCGGCACGAGUCAAUUGGCACUUGAGCAGCCAAGUGCUGGCCAGCUGGACUAUGUGGAAGCGUGGAUGUGCACCAUGGCCAGCGACCGUGCCGAUGGCCUGCUGCCGACGCUCGUCGUGUCCGACACGUGCUCAGCAGCUCUGGGUCUGGUGUACUCAUCUGCUGAGUCGGUGCGUGCUUCCCUCAAGACUGGCUCGGCGCAUUACCAGUCGCGUAAGCGCGGUCUUUGGCAUAAAGGCGCCACGAGUGGUGCGACGCAGCGUGUCGUGCAGCUGCGUCUGGAUUGUGAUCAGGACGCACUCGAGUUCCGUGUAGAGCAGCAUAUGGGCGAUGUGUCUGUGGGCUUUUGUCACCUCACAGACCGCGCCUCUUGCUUUGGCAACUUGCAAGGCCUUGCCAAGCUUGAGCAUACAUUGCGUGCCCGAAAGCAGUCAGCGCCACCGGGUUCGUACACGUCGCGACUGUUCAAUGAUGCAACGUUGCUGAGUGCCAAGAUCCGUGAAGAAGCACAGGAGCUCAUUGACGCACGGGAUCGCGAACAUGUGGCUUUUGAGGCGGCUGACUUGCUAUACUUUGCUUUGGCGCGCUGCAUUUCUGCGGACGUCGGCCUCGCAGACAUUGAGCGCUCGCUCGAUGCCAAGAGCAAAAAGGUGUCGCGCCGUAAGGGUGAUGCCAAGCCGGCCUAUAUGCCAAAGAACGAGCCGUUGGACGCUUCGGCGCCGAUCCGUCUGCCGGUGCACCGUCUCAGCGAGACGUCUGCAGCACAGCAGAUCGAGCUACUUCGGCGUCCGGCGAUCCGCACGACGCAGGUCAUGGACCGCGUACGUCCCAUUCUAGCCGCAGUCAAAGAGCGCGGUGACGAGGCUGUGCUUUCUUUCACGGCACAGCUGGACCGUGUGCAGCUGGACAGUACCGUGCGUCUACCGCCGUUCCAGACAGAGGCUGAUAAGCAGGCGAUGGAUGCGCGUACGCGCGAGGCCAUUGAUGUGGCGUACGCGAAUGUGCGGUCGUUCCACGAGGCGCAAAAGGCGCCGGCCAAGACGACGCCCAGCAAGCAUGCAGCGUGGGCGCCUGGGGAAGAUGUUUUGGAGGUCACGACGAUGCCGGGUGUCGUUUGUACGCGAUUCCCGCGAGCGAUUGAGAGCGUCGGAUUGUAUGUGCCUGGAGGCAGUGCCGUCUUGCCAUCGACGUCGCUCAUGCUCGGUGUGCCGGCGCAGGUGGCAGGAUGCAAGACGAUUGUGCUCGCGACGCCGCCGCGCUCAGACGGCUCGAUUGCGCCAGAAGUGCUGUACGUUGCCGACAAGAUCCAGGCGACAUGCAUAGUGUGUGCUGGUGGUGCACAGGCUGUGGGUGCGAUGGCGUACGGUACACAGAGUGUGCCCAAGGUCGAUAAGAUUGUCGGUCCGGGCAACCAGUAUGUGACGGCCGCCAAGAUGCUCGUCCAAAAUGAGGUCGAUGCUCUGGUGUCGAUCGAUAUGCCGGCCGGUCCUUCGGAAGUACUGGUCGUGGCUGAUGCGAGUGCUGAGCCUGUGUUUGUCGCGUCGGAUCUGCUGUCUCAGGCCGAGCAUGGCCCUGACUCGCAGGUGGUGCUGGUGGGCAUCGACCUGGAUGACGCCAAGCUGCGUGCGAUCGAAGAUGAGGUGGACAAGCAGGCGCGUGCACUUCCGCGUGUAGAUGUCGUGCGCCAGGCCAUUGAUAAGAGCGUGACGAUGCUGGUCAAGACACGCGAGGAGGCCAUGGCGUGGAGCAAUCGCUAUGCGCCUGAGCACUUGAUCCUGCACACCACGGAACCUGAGGCGCUCGUGCCGCUCGUGCAGCACGCUGGCAGUGUAUUUGUGGGUGCGUGGAGUCCGGAAAGCUGUGGUGAUUAUGCAUCUGGCACGAACCACACACUGCCGACGUACGGCUUUGCGAGGCAGUAUGGCGGUGUGUCGACGUCUACGUUCCAGAAGUACAUUACCGCUCAGACGCUCGAAGCUGAUGGCCUUCGACAACUCGGCCCGCACGUCGUUGCGCUCGCAGAAUGUGAAGGUCUUGAAGCGCACGCCAAUGCGGUCCGUGUGCGUCUGCAGCAACUGGCACCAUAA